GCCAGCGCCCCACAGCACCAUGCUCGCCCUGGAGGCUGCACAGCUCGACGGGCCACACUUCAGCUUUCUGUACCCAGAUGGCGUCUUCUAUGACCUGGACAGCUGCAAGCACCCCGGCUACCCCGACUCAGAGGGGGCUCCUGACUCCCUGUGGGGCUGGACCGAGGCCCCGCCUGUCCCCGCAGCCCCCUACGAAGCCUUCGACCCGGCAGCGGCCACCUUUGGCCCCCCCCAGGCCGCCCAGCUCUGCUACGGCCCCUCCGCCUACAGCCCCGCGGGGACCCUCGAGCCGGCCCCCAGCCUGGAGACACCGGGGCCCGGCCUCCCCGCGUACCCUACGGAGGACUUUGCCGGCCAGACCCUAGGCCCCCUGGCCUACGCCCCGUACCCCAGCCCGGGGCUGUCGGAGGAGGAGGAGCUGCUGCUGCUGGACAGCCCCGCCCUGGAGGUCUCUGACAGCGAGUCUGACGAGACCCUCGGCAGCAGCCCCGAGGGGAGGGGCUCCGAGGCAGGGGCCCGCAAGAAGCUGCGCCUGUACCAGUUCCUGCUGGGGCUGCUGACUCGCGGCGACAUGCGCGAGUGCGUGUGGUGGGUGGAGCCGGGCGCCGGCGUCUUCCAGUUCUCCUCGAAGCACAAGGAGCUCCUGGCGCGCCGCUGGGGCCAGCAGAAGGGCAACCGCAAGCGCAUGACCUACCAGAAGCUGGCGCGCGCACUGCGCAACUACGCCAAGACCGGCGAGAUCCGCAAGGUCAAGCGCAAGCUCACCUACCAGUUCGACAGCGCGCUGCUGCCGGGUGUGCGCCGCGCCUGAGCCGGGCCCGGCCCCGCGUCGCCCGGGUCGCUGUCCCGCGCAGGACCCCCAGGAGCGUGGUGCUUAGACUCACAGGACCCGUAGACCACUCUACUCUGUGUGUGUAGGGGACAGUGCCUCCAGAACCCCAAGAGCCUCUGGGAUCCCCUUGUGGUAUCCGAGGUCCCCUGUCCAGGACAAGAAGGGCCCUCUAAGGGCCCUUGUGUGUCUGCGAAGCCUUGAUCUCAUCAGGGUGGGGGCACCCACAGAUCACUGCCCCAGGAGGGGCGCUGCCAGCAACCCUAGCCCUGUGCAUGUACGGGGGUGGGGGCGGGGAACCUGGAUCUCCUCUAGUCUGAGUUCUCGUUGGAUCGGCAAUCUCCUAGUUAUGCCUGGGGCCCUCUGGGAGACCCUUGUGGCCUCCGUGCUCGCUCCAUGCUCCCCUAGAUCCUUUUGUCAUCUUUGAGAUCCCCGUAUACUCUGGAACCACUCUAUUUUCAGCUUUUUGUGUCUAGAGUUCUGUAGUCCCAUCUAGGGUCCCUCUGGAAUCCUUGGGGCGUGUCUGAAGUGACUUGGUAGGUGUGUGUCGGGGUUCGGUGAAACUUAGUCUGGGAUUCCCUCGUCCUAUUUGGGACCCUCCAAUCACAUCGGGGCCCCCAAGCAGCCCAAGUUCUUGUGGGGACCCUGCCUUCCUGGAGUGCCCUCUGGAUGCGUAUACCAAGAUUUGCCACCUCUGUGACUUCUGUGUCAUCUGGCAGCUCCCCCUACCAUGGCAUUUUUUUGUUUGUUUUGAGACAAGGUCUCACUGUGUAGUCCAAGCUGUCCUUGAAUUCACUAUGUAGCCCAGGCUGGCCUUGAACUCACAGAGAUCCUCCUGCCUCAGCCUCCUGAGUGCUGGUCCCUGGUGAUGUUUUCUUAAAUCCACGGAAGCACUCUGGAGGGAAAACCCUGAGCUGCCAACCAGCCUUUUGACAUAGGGAGAUUUUGCAUAUGAGCCAGGGUUUUGGUGUGGAGGGGCUGGAGCUAGACAGGGGCCCCUCAUAAUGGACCAUUUGUUCUCCAGGCUGCCUGGGGGCUGGGCCUAGCUGCCUGUUUGGCCCCGAUCAUUUGCAUUUUGAGACCUGUGCAAACCCAGCUGGAGCGCAGGAACCUGGGGGAGCUCACAUGGGGUCCCCAGGACCCACGGACUCAGAAGUCCAGGUGGGUUGGGGGAAGGGCGGGCGAGCAGGUCUCAGUUUGUAUUUCUGAACAGGGGGGAGCAGGAGAAGGACCUGAAAAGGCUGGCAGCCCUGCUGAGCCUGUGACCGGUCUCCUGACACCCACCCCACGGAUGGCCAGGAGGGAGCAAGGGCAUGGGGACCCAGAAUGGCAAGAGUUCCACGUGGGGACACAGGGCGGCAGGUGGCAGGGUCCGCGCUGGGACCUGCCCUCAGGAGGGGGCGCUGCACGGCGUCCUCCCCAGUCCUCCUCCCACAAAGAAGGUACUUCAUGCAAAAGC
Messenger RNA from Heterocephalus glaber (naked mole-rat), 2288 nucleotides. RefSeq names its product Spi-B transcription factor (gene Spib). NCBI's taxonomy places the organism in Eukaryota, Metazoa, Chordata, Mammalia, Rodentia, Bathyergidae. The record is from RefSeq and is a predicted model, not a curated record. Gene Ontology annotation, molecular function: DNA-binding transcription factor activity, RNA polymerase II-specific; sequence-specific DNA binding. Gene Ontology annotation, biological process: cell differentiation; regulation of transcription by RNA polymerase II. Gene Ontology annotation, cellular component: nucleus.